This is a messenger RNA of Prorocentrum cordatum, 848 nucleotides long. The record is from the annotation of a GenBank genome assembly. Lineage: Eukaryota; Dinophyceae; Prorocentrales; Prorocentraceae.
GAGGAGUUGGCAACGACCAGCCGGAAGGAUGUCCUCGGCAUGAAGCCGGAGCAGCGGGGGAGGUGGCUCAACCGAGUGCUCAAGCAGGUGUCGGAAGGCAGGGUGAAGGCCAAUGAGGUGUACGACUUGAUAUCCCUGCCGCGGUUUACCGACGGCAUCCCGCCGAAGGUGGGGAGGAAGAUGGGCUUCGCUGUGGGCGAGAAGAUCGACGUGUUCUCCUCGAAGCAGCAGCGGACGCUCACCGUGGGUCCUUCUAUCAUGACGAAGUUCGUCAGAGACAAGGGCGCCGACGGGGACGACUCAGGACGGGACGAGCAGCCCGCUGCAAAGCGGGCGCCCGAGGAGCCCCCGAGGGAGGCGGUGACCUUCUCGAUGAAAGGCAAGAGACCCGCGAUAUUGCCGGGCGACGUGGGAGACAAGGAGGAGAGGGAGGCGGAGAAGAAGAAGGCGGAAGAGGCGAAGGCAGCAGCCGCCGCUGCGGAGGCCGCCGCUGCCGAGGCGGCGCCGAAGGCGGAGCCGCCCAAGGCGGAGGCGCCGAAGGCGGAGGCCGCGGCCGCGCCGGGCGAGCCGGCCGCGGCCGGCGCCGCGAGGCGGGCGAAGGCCGCAGGACACGGGCAGGGCGGCGCGCGGCCGCCGCCAGCCGACGAUAGGACCCUGGGGUUCAAGCUGUAGCAGCAGCACCAGCGCCAGCACCAGCGAACCUCCGCCCAAGCGAGGGGCCCGCCGGAAGGCCCCGGCGGCGCGCAGCCCCAGCGCCAGCGGGAGCGGCAGCAGCAGCAGCAGCAGUAGCAGCAGCCCCAGCCGCCAGGGCCAGAAGCAGGUGGCCGCGGGAGAGGAAAAGAGGCGGC